Molecule: messenger RNA, 729 nt
Organism: Arctia plantaginis
Lineage: Eukaryota; Metazoa; Arthropoda; Insecta; Lepidoptera; Erebidae
Source: the annotation of a GenBank genome assembly
AUGGCUGAAUUUAAACAGUUGAGAGACGUGAGUAAUACAUUUGAGGAACAAAUAAGAAAAGUUUCUGCUGAACUAUUUUCUGCGAAAAUCGGUGAAACUUUUGAAGAUGGGAUCGCUAAGAAAAUGCAAGAUUUAACAUUUUUUACUUCUAAACUGAGACUUUUAAAGGCUAAACCUAUAGCUUCAUCCCCAGAAGCAACCCACCAACCACACUCAGUAAAUGCCACCAAAGAAUAUGGUGAACUAGUGAUGUGGAAGGUUCUAGAACAGGCCAUAGUGAAGUCUCUUACACAGAUGCAUUCUGUGAAGGCUCUUAUCACUGCUCCGGAUCGGGACUUGGACCCUGAAUUGGUGGAGAGAAAGGAGAAAAUAAUCCAAUCCCUCAAAGAGUACCGUCACCAUGAGACGCAACUCCGUCAUCUCCAUUCCGUAGAGCAAGAGAAAGAGGAGGAGUUAGCAGCCGUAAGACAACAGUGGGACGAGGAGUUGACUAGACUGAGGGACUUGCAGGAGGAAGCUGCGCAGUUUGAGGAGUGUGAUGUUUCUGGCCCUCUAUAUAAGAAACUACGGACUAUGGUGGACAAGCUGGAGCUGAUGCGGUGGUUGGUGUGUCGGCUGGUGACGUCACGUGGGUCCCACGACUGGCUCGCCGCGCCUUCGCGCACCGCUCGAGCUCUCACACUGGCGCGUACGCACAACACUGUACAAAUGUUUGUCGAUGGUUCAUGA